This is a messenger RNA of Leptopilina heterotoma, 2420 nucleotides long. RefSeq names its product synaptonemal complex protein 1. The coding region runs from base 720 to 2072 and encodes 450 amino acids. The record is from RefSeq and is a predicted model, not a curated record. The transcript has 9 exons. NCBI's taxonomy places the organism in Eukaryota, Metazoa, Arthropoda, Insecta, Hymenoptera, Figitidae.
AUUUUACCAUUUUUAAAUGUCUACAUUCUCUUUAAAAACAUUAACGUAACUUUGAAUUUUUAUUUAAAAAAAACAAUUUAAAGAAGAAAAAGAUUAUGUGGAAUAAUUAAAAGUUUACUGAAAUUAUUUAUACAUAGUAAUGUAAUUGAUGAUAUGGCAUAAACAAUUGUAAUCAUAUAAUCAUCACCUGGGAGAAGGUUAACGUUUAUUGUAUAACUAUAGUAAAAAUUUUAUCAUGUCCAUGAAAAACAUGAAUCGUAAAGUUUCAGAAUUAAAAACAUCGAUGUUUCUUGGAAUCCGGGUUAUAGUCGUGAACUUGUUUUUGAGGGUCCCUGCCAAAAAACGCUCGCUCCACGUGCCAGCAGAUGAGAAUCGAUAAAAGUACCAGCGCACGCGACUCACUCGUCGAUUGUUGACUUUCUCUCGUUUUUAAAAUGGUAUAGAAUAUAGAAGUCUAAGCAGACUUUAACAAAUUAUGCAAAUUACCAUUGACCUUCAGCUAUAGAGGAAAAGAUAAAUUGUGUUUUCCAGCGCUCUUCACGUGGACACUUAUGAUUCUCAUGUCCACAUUAUUUUAUCAGUUUACAUUCAUUUUAUUUACUCCCGUUGCUUUAUGAUGGAUUGCCUAUUGUAAGGCGUUUUGGAUCCGGAGUUAAUUAUUUCUUUUUAAAGAAACUGGAAAUUUUAAUAUAGAAAAAUUGAGAAUUAAUCUAAAACGAAUGUCCGAAACGACGAUAGCUUCAAAAAGUAUCAGUGAAGUGCAAUAUCUUCACAAAAGUCGUGAAGAUUUUACAUCUUAUUCAACAUUGAGAAAUGUGACUCAAUGCGUUAAUCGACGAUUACAAUAUUCACAAUUGCCAGUAAGAUGUCAAAAGAGACCGAUUUAUCGUCCGGCGAAAAAUUCUCACAAAUUGCAAGCACCAUCAAUUCCAAUAAUUAAUUUAAUGAAGACAAAUACAACGAAAAUUUUAUCGGACAAUUUAAAAUGCUCGCCAGUAUCGCGAAUUCCAAUUACUCCUCGAUGUAAAAGAAGCAUUUCGCUUGUCGAUCUUUCGCCAAGUGUCAACGAUCCAGAAUUUGAUGAUCUAAGAUCGUUAGAAAGCAAUUCAAAUUCGACACGGCGGGAAGAAAUUGAAGAGCGAAAAGCUGAAAUGUUGGGUGUUAUUGAAAUUGGCAGUGAAUAUGGAAUAACGAAAGGAAUAGAUUGUCAAUUAGUGGAAGAAAACAAAGCGGCGAGUUUAGUGUGUCGUGUGCUACUUAUGAACGCAUGGCGCAAAAGGCGAGAAGAAGUUGUUAAACUUCAGGAAAAUGUGCAGCAAUUGAAUCAGCAAGUCGAUCAUCUUCAUAUUCAAAUUGUCGUUCUUCGUCGAUUACUCGAAACCGAAAAUAAUCGUGUUGGAAAAAUUACAAUUGAAAUCAAUCAAGCGAAAUUGCAAUUAAAUGAGGUUGUUCAAAAAAAAGAGGCUCUAACAUUGGAGAAAGAAAAUCUCGAGGGAAAAGUUCAGUCAUUGCUGGAUUCAUCAGAACAGGAAAAAGUAGCAACGGAAAAUUUAAGAAAUCAAUUAUUUGGUUUGAAAAGUCAAUUGGAGGCAUUAGACGGUCAAAUUACUCGUGAUAGGGAAAAAAUAUUGAAAUUAAGGGAAGAAAAGAAAAUUCUGUCAGAGAAGAUUACUGUCAACGAGGAGCAGCUGAAGAGCGAAAAGUUAAGAAACGAAGAAUUGCAACUCUUAGUCACGUCUGCAGAUGAGAAAGCACAAUUAUCUUUCAAAGAAUUGAAGAAGAAAGAAGAAGAGGCCGAAAAAUUAAAGGAGCAAUUGAAACUCAGCAAAAAUGUAGCAACAGCACUUGAAAAUAAACUUUCGGAUCGGGAGGCUGCACUAAGAAGGGUGGAAACUGCUUUUAAUUCUCAAAUAUUUGAAUUGAACGAAUUGAAGGAACGACUAAUUCGUCAAUCCCAGGAAGGUGGAUGGAGUAAUCGAGUUUUGCAAUUUGCCGGAAGUUUUGUUCGAGCUCCUAGAGCAAUUUUACGAUCAUUAUCGUUUUUCUCUACUUCUGGAACACACAUGCUCUAAAACUUUUGAGUCUUUUAAAAGCUUUGAUGAACAAUUCGCAGUCUCUUAUUCCAAGAGCGGAUGAGAAUUCUCUGAACGAUUUUAUUUCUCUUUUUACACCAGGCAAAAAGUCUUGAGUUGUAAGAAUGUCGGGGCGAAAGGGACAAAUAAUAAAAAGGGGAUUCAAUUGGCAGUGAAAACUAAAUUACCAAGCACGAAUCUUUAAUUAUUUUUAUACUACACUUGCAUAGUUUACAAGCGAGGGGUGUUUUUUUUUUAAAGAAAAAAAAAUAUAUUUUAACGGAUUAUUUUAAUAGAUCUUUUUUUUAAAUUUGCUUUUUUUUAUCAAAAAAAAGGAUGAAUAAAGGA